CUAGCAGUCUUUCCUUCUGCCUUGCCUCUACCCAGUAGCUGUACCUGUGUUGUGGCGCACUAGAUAUUGAUCUCUGAAGUGUGUCACCACUGGCAACGCUCCUUACAUCACUCUUCCCGGAAUACCCUCCACGUCGUCACAGGAGUGCACUGCUGUCGGAAACUCGCCAAGUCAAGUCGAUCUUGUAGUCUAGACCUCACCAGCUGAGAACGCGAGGGGUCUCGGGAGACCAACACGUCCAUCCACAAUCAAGCCGACGACUACACACGACACGAAAGAGUCGUAUCCGACAUCAUCUAGGUCGCACCGCACGUGAAGUCGAGUGGACGAGAGCCAUGUCGGUUGCUCCAGCCGUGCCUUUCGGAAUAAUUGUGCCUGGCCGGCCAGUGAUCCCAGAGUUCAGGGCGAUAGAUUCAUCCAAGUGCGUGACUGAAAUAGUCACCCCCCGAGAGGUAGACGAGUUGGUGUUCUUCCUGCUGCCAACCUCUCCCGUCCCGCCGGGGCAAACCGCCGUGCUCUACUUCAGCGUGCCUACCGCUACCACUGGAGCCUUCGAGCAUUGGGAGGUGCUGGGAGCGCUAGCGGCGAGCAAGCCGUCAGGCGUGUUUCGAACCGGGUGGCCUACCAACGAGCAGAUGCAGUCGUGUGGGGUAGUUCAGCUGGGUGUUUCCAUCGAGUCGGCGGACACCGCCACCAACUUGGGGCUAUGUGCUGGAGGCGUACAGGACCGAAAGAAUUUCGCGCUCAAGAUAGCCAAAGACCUGUUCCAAUUCAUGUCAUCGUUCAGCCAGAGCACCCAGGCCGGUCCAGAGCUGAUGGUGGUCCCUACCAACGUCUUGGAUAGGUGGAUACUACGUUUCGAGAGCAAGUACAACCGAGACCCGAACUUCAUGUUGAAAGACCAAUAGCUAAUCAAUACAGCUAGUGCCCGCACUUGAGAACCUGGAGCUAGUUUGGUCGAGGAUGGGGUUCUCAGUUAUAGGGUUAGGCUUCGAAUGCCUGCUAUGAUAUAGGUUUUAGUGUAGUAGGGGUUCUUAACCGGCCUCACAAAUUUAAAUGGUGCUCGUGAUCCUUUGUCUUUUUAUGUUAGUCGAGCAUGAAGGGCCAAUACUCAAGUGCGGGCGCUAGCUGUAGAUAGAGUAGGGAAGCGGAGGCGGUGUCUGAAAAGGGCCGAACGCCGUUGAGCUUUGCCUUCUCCAUGUGGUGCGUUGUACCAUGCAUGGUAUUUUUUUUGGCGCUUCUAAGCGUUGUAUGAUGUUCGCGUCAACCCUGCCGCGUAAUACCUGGAGUAUAUAUAUAUAUUUUUCUUAAUAUGACACCACGAAACCAUCUCUAUCAUAGAAAAGAGUCUGAGACAGAUUAGCAAUGAAUUCAUAGCGUCAGAAAGUACCUGUAUGUCUACGGUUUCCCAGAGUAUAUUUUGGACUAUAUUGUUGCCGUAGCCGUGGCGCCCUGCUGGUAUGUUGGUAGCAGUAGUCGUGGGGCUAGGGGUUUGUGGUGUUAUUGCGCAAGCAAGGGUGAAACUUGGAUGUAUUUCAUUAACUCAUAUGUAUAGAGGUUGUGGGGAAUCAGGGCGUUUGCUGAUUGCGUCGGUCGUACAUAAUUUGGAGUAUUUUGUGGGUGUGCGCUUGUUUUUUUCUGUUUGUUUCUGGUCAACAAGGAAAGAACGAGUUAGAAAAAUCGCGUUUUGUAUGUCCAGGUGUGCUAGUUCGGCCACCAUCAUGCUGCAUGUUAUUCAUGCCGAGCGGUGUAUCGUG
This is a messenger RNA of Ectocarpus siliculosus, 1757 nucleotides long. Lineage: Eukaryota; Phaeophyceae; Ectocarpales; Ectocarpaceae. The record is from the annotation of a GenBank genome assembly.